Molecule: messenger RNA, 3072 nt
Organism: Nasonia vitripennis (jewel wasp)
Lineage: Eukaryota; Metazoa; Arthropoda; Insecta; Hymenoptera; Pteromalidae
Gene: mav
Product: bone morphogenetic protein 4
Exons: 4
Coding region: 833-2023 (396 amino acids)
Biological process (GO): SMAD protein signal transduction; BMP signaling pathway
Cellular component (GO): extracellular region
Molecular function (GO): growth factor activity; cytokine activity
Source: RefSeq, a predicted model, not a curated record
UUCUAUACGCACAGAUAAGAUAUAAAACUCUCUCGCGGAACUAUAAUCGACGAGGAGAGUUUAUACAGCGAUGCGAGAAAAUACAGGCUCGAGCCGCUUCGUCAGUCGCCCCACCUUCCGUUAUACCUACAACGUACGUAUUCCGAGAAGCUCACCGCUCGCAAGCACGCAAGCUUCUCUCUCUCUCUCUCUCUCUCUCUCUGUCUUGAAUGAAAGGCGUCGCGCGAGCUUGCAAUUAAAGUGAGUCACGUGAAUGAGUUAUAGUAGAAGAAGCUCCCGGUUAACAAUCAGCGGGAAGGAAUAAGAGAGAGGGCAUAUAUAGCACAACAAGGAGCAAGCGAGAGAGAGCGCGUUAUACAGCAGCGCUUGGCGCGCCGAGCGCGAGAGGGCGGGAGAGAAAGAGAGAGAAAGAGAGAGAGAGAGAGAGAGAGAGAGAGAGAGAGAGAGAGUACACCAGCCGGUGUAUAUACACUCGGGGCCGAUGCGUCCGAGCAAACAGUCGACACGCGGCACUCGCAGAGCGCGUUCCAUCCACUCCACAUACACAAACACACACACACAUACACACAGACAGACAGACAGACAGAGUACACCCGUGUACCCGUUAAACGCUCGCAUAUAUAAACCGGUCAAUGCUGCAUCACAUCGUCUACAGUGAGAUGCGUCCUCGGCAGUGUGUGUCCCAUUAGAGUGCGAUAUCGCGAUGUACCGGUACAGCAGCAGAUCGGCGGUGCGCGAGGGAAAAAGAUGAGCCGCGAUAAGCUGCUGCAGCGCCGAUAAGCAUCAAGCAAAAGCGAGAGGCGGAUCGGUUAAGAUCGGCCGGCGAUCGGCUAUGGGCUGCAAGGAGUUGCAGCACGAGACUCGUCAACAGCAGCAGCAGCAGCAGCAGCAGCAGCAGAUCCUGAGCUCGGCCGACUUGCCGCCGGUACCACUGCUAAUCCUUCUGAUCGUCCUGCACGUCCUGGCUAACGCUGCCGAAUCGGCCCUCGUUGCGGUGCCGGAGAACGAUAUAGCGGCUAGUGUGCAGGACAUCAGGUCCAGCAUGGUCGAGGCUCUCGGACUGCGCAGGAUACCGGAUCCCAGUAAAGCGAACGUAAGUCAAGCCGAGUACGAGCGGGCGCACAGGGAGUACCUGACGAGGUUACGCCGCUCGGCCGAAGGAGACGCCCGGCAAAGGAGACUUUUUACAAUGUACGCCACGGAGGAGGAGCCGCCCACGCUUGCGACCAGGCGAGACGAGCCUGUCAGACUGAACUUCCCACUGUCCAUAGAGAAUAAGGAUAACGCUCUCGUCGAGUCGGCGACGUUGAGGCUACUGCUGGAGCACGAGGAGCCCGACGACGACGAGCUCGAGGUCAGGCUGUACAGGAGACGAAGAGGCUCGAGGCGACGACUCCUCACCAGGCAGCCGCUCAGACAAUUGGCCAGCCGAUUGCAGAGGCGAUGGCUCGAGUUAGAUAUCAGCGAGGAGGUCGCCGCUGCUCUGGGCGGCAGCGAGGAGCUCCAGCUGACGCUUCAACUGAUUAGACUGCAGAAAGGAGUACCCUCGCGCAACGUUCGCGCCAGCUCGGCCGCGUUGAACAUCCACGCCUUCUACCCGGACAACGACGACGAGAUCUGGCCGCACGAGCGAACGAAGCGCUCGGCUCGAGAGCAGCAGCAACUGAUGUCCCUUCAUCGCGGCCGUCGCACCGAGUGCCGGGGCGAGUCAAAGAAGUGCUGCCGACACCACAUGAGCGUCACCUUCAAGGACCUCGAGGGCUUCGACUUCAUAAUCCAGCCGAAGAACUUCGACGCCGGCUACUGCAAGGGUCGCUGUCCGCCCCGCUACAAUCCGGCGCACCAUCACGCGCUGCUCCAGAGCCUCAUCUGGAAGGAGGACCGGAAGAAGGCGCCGCGGCCCUGCUGCGCUCCCAGUAAGCUCGCUGAGCUCGAGAUCCUCUACUUCGACGAGAACGACGCAACGAAGCUCAAGGUCUCCAACUGGAAGGACAUGCGCGUCCUCGAGUGCGCUUGCUCCUGAGCGCCCGGGACGUUUAUACUGCGUUGCAGCGCACAUAUCACUUCCGUCCUCUUCUUUCUUCUUUCUUCAAAUUCUCAGCUCCUUGUAUGCUCGAUAAUUGAAUGUCCUUUGGUUUCUUCUCUUCCCGCCGCCGACGACGAUGACUGUAGUGCUCUUUCCCUCCUUCCUCUCCCCGUCCUCCUCCUCAGUGUGCGCCGUCGCCGCCGCCACCGCCGGUGUUUUUCAACUGUGAUAUUAUUAACAUAUUUAUUGUUUGCGCUAUGAUUUUUUUAAUUAAGAGUUUCUAUAUACUGUACGCAAUCAUUGUAUUAUAUGCUCCUCUACACCCCCACUCAUCUGUUACGUUAUUAUUCUGUACAUAUUAUUAUACGUACUACUGCCCGUGAGUUCUGUAUGAUGUGUGCCUCCUAUACUAUUGUAAUUUUAGACAUUCGACUCAUCUUCGACUCUUCAGUGACCAAGCCAUACGCCCUUUUUGUACAUUAUUAUCUCUCUCUCUCUCUCUCUCUCUCUCUCUCUCUCUCUCUCUCUCUCUCUCUCUCUCUCUCUCUCUCUCUCUCUCUAUCUCUCUCUCUCUCUUUACUCAUUCGCGAUGUAUAGACACUUGACAUUCGUGUAUGGACUUUUUUACACCGCGCUAUUAUUAGCUCGUAGCUCUAUGUAUGUGUAUCUAUAAAUAUAUGUCAAGCUUGCAUAUACUAUCAUUAUUAUUAUUACAUAUUAAAUAUACGUGUACGUCUAUAUUAUAAACUAUCAUCAUUAUAUUUAGUAAUUUAUUGAAUCAAAGUGUAGAUUGUACGAUAUUCAUUGCGUGUGUGGGUAUGCGUGUGCGCGUGUGUCGUAUAUUUUGUAAACGUGUCCGAUGGAGCACACAGGAUCGUUUUUUGUACAAUAAAAAGUCACGUUUUUGCGCACGAUUUGCCGAAAGACUUGAAGCCACGUGUGUCGACGAUUUUUUAUAACACGCGCAUAUUAUCGAGAUGUCAGCCAUUCUUGAAAUCCACAACAGACAGACGAAUAAAAGAUCCGAAAGCAAGAUGCAAAAAAAA